AUGGACUCAGCAAGAACUGAAAUUGAACAGAACGAAGUGAAUGAUUUUUCAGCAAGUGAAUCCAAUCUCAAUGACUACAUCUCAAUUCCACAAUUUUACACAGAUCGGAGUGUCUUCAUUACGGGUGGUACAGGAUUCGUGGGAAAGGUUCUUGUUGAAAAACUUUUGAGAUCAUGUCCAGGAAUCAAGCAUAUCUACCUGUUGAUCCGACCUAAACGUGGACAGGAAGCUAAAGCUCGUCUCAAUGACCUGAUGAAUGUUCCUCUUUUUGACACACUACGACGGGAGCGUCCAAAUGAUCUCAACAAAGUAAUACCGAUUUAUGGAGAUAUUACAUUAGAAAAGCUUGGAAUAUCCGAAAAUGAUCAAGCUCUGCUUUGCCGAACGGUAUCAGUUGUCUUUCAUUCAGCGGCUACGGUCAAAUUUGAUGAGAAGCUCAAACUUUCCGUUGCUAUAAAUAUGCUGGGAACUAAAAGGCUAGUAGAGCUAUGCCACAGAAUGAUGUCUCUCGAUGCUUUGGUGCACGUAUCUACGGCUUACUGCAACUGUGAUCGUACCGAAGUGUCCGAAGUAAUCUACGCACCACCGUACAACCCCAACGACAUCAUUUCCCUUGUUGAAUGGCUACCGGAAAGUAUGCUGGAUGACUUGACACCAUCCCUCAUUGGCAAGCGACCCAAUACUUACACAUUCACCAAAGCUCUCGCUGAACACAUGCUCCUGAAUGAAGCUGGUAACUUACCAGUGGCUAUUGUGAGACCCUCAAUUGUUCUUUCUAGCCUGAAUGAACCUCUACCAGGGUGGGUGGACAACUAUAAUGGACCAACAUUGAAUGUAGUUCUUCAAGGAACAGGUUUAGUGAAGUUUGUGCUACUUGAUAAAUCCAAAAGAGCAGAUUUUAUUCCCGUUGAUGUAGUUGCAAAUUUAAUGGUAGUCUCCGCUUGGAAAUUAGCCACUACUUCGAAUAAAAACCUAAUUGUAUACAAUUGCGUAGGUGGAAAUGAAAAUCCAAUAGAUUGGGGGAAUUUUCUUGUACUGUGUACAAAAUAUAUACGAAAAUAUCCUUCAGAAAAUGCAUUUUACUAUCCGUUUGGAAUUCCUUUGCACACAGAGCCAUAUUACACAAUCUUCACGUUUCUUCUUCAUAGAAUACCUUCGUAUUUAUUGGAUCUUUUUUCUUGGUUAACAACAGGGAAAAGAAUAUAUUGGAAAAUAUUGACAAAGUAUAAUGAUGCGAUGAACGAAUGCCGCUUUUUUUCUACAAGACAGUGGAGUUUUCAAAAUGGAAAUGUUAAGGAAUUGAUUAAUUCUAUGAAUUCUGAUGAUCAAAAACGUUUCAAUAUUAAUUUAUGCAAAUUUUCUUGGGAUAAGUACAUAGAGAAUUACGUAUUAGGCUUUCGCACCUAUUUAUUGAAACAAAGUAUUGAAAGUUUACCCAAAAGUCGCCAAAAAAUCAGGAUGUAA
Messenger RNA from Lutzomyia longipalpis, 1464 nucleotides. RefSeq names its product putative fatty acyl-CoA reductase CG5065. The record is from RefSeq and is a predicted model, not a curated record. Lineage: Eukaryota; Metazoa; Arthropoda; Insecta; Diptera; Psychodidae. Gene Ontology annotation, biological process: long-chain fatty-acyl-CoA metabolic process. Gene Ontology annotation, molecular function: alcohol-forming very long-chain fatty acyl-CoA reductase (NADP+) activity. The transcript is spliced from 8 exons. The coding region runs from base 1 to 1464 and encodes 487 amino acids. Gene Ontology annotation, cellular component: peroxisome.